AUGUCUGAUCAAGACAUUCCUCCAACUGAAUACAAUGAAUUGAGAAAUAUCCUUAAACAUCAAAUUGAUUUAUAUAAUGCGUUGUAUCAGUUAAAAUCGAAAAAUGACCAAGAAUUAAACUCUAUUUAUGAAAAGAUCAAAACAAUUUUGAUUGGUUCAAAGAAAUAUCCUCCCAAAAAACUUUUAAGAGACAUUUUAAAUAUCAUCCAGUAUAAUAACCGCUAUACAAAGUCAUAUUUGAAACUUGCGAAACUCAUAUCAGAUGAUUAUCAAAUAAAACACGUCGAAAAUCUACCAACAUUACAUAACUUCCUGUUUUAUAAAGAAUAUGGAAUUAAAUUAAACAAAUAUGAUGAUUUCGAAAAAAGGAUAUUUAAUAAUUUAGAUAUUCAAACAGAAGAUACAAUUUGCAGAGCAAUUAUGGAUAAUGACCUAGAAAGAUUCAUCUUUUUUAUGGAAAGAGAAGAAUUUGAUAAAGAUCAAAAACUUAUUUGCGAAUUAUAUCCACUUGGACGAUUAUCAUAUAUUCAUGAUUAUUCUUUACUUGAAUUAUGUUGUUACCAUGGAGCGGUCGAUUGUUUCAAGUUAUAA
This is a messenger RNA of Trichomonas vaginalis G3, 591 nucleotides long. Its product is annotated as protein ubiquitination. Bases 1 to 591 code for a protein of 196 amino acids. The transcript has a single exon. NCBI's taxonomy places the organism in Eukaryota, Parabasalia, Trichomonadida, Trichomonadidae. The record is from RefSeq and is a predicted model, not a curated record.